Messenger RNA from Chanos chanos (milkfish), 3104 nucleotides. RefSeq names its product choline transporter-like protein 2. Gene Ontology annotation, cellular component: membrane. Gene Ontology annotation, molecular function: transmembrane transporter activity. Gene Ontology annotation, biological process: transmembrane transport. The transcript is spliced from 22 exons. The coding region runs from base 256 to 2388 and encodes 710 amino acids. NCBI's taxonomy places the organism in Eukaryota, Metazoa, Chordata, Actinopteri, Gonorynchiformes, Chanidae. The record is from RefSeq and is a predicted model, not a curated record.
AAGCAAUCGUGAACAUGCAUGGCUCGACAGACAGAAGAAAAGCAGAUAGUCGACUGAUGUAGGGAGGGAGAACACAUUGCGGAAGUUUCACAAGGACUCGUCAGGGCAGGUUAAACAAGUUUGUAACGCGAGAACGUUUUCCAAUAGGUAGGUUACCAGUCCACAAACAAAACGAGGUGAAACUCGGUCAGAGAUUUUAAGGGUCCGGGUGGCUUACUUUAGAGGCGCUCCCAAGCGAAAGACAGAACUUCGAAAAUGGCUGAAGAAGAAGAAAAUUACUACGGAAAGCACGGUGAACCCAGAAAAUAUGACCCUGACUUCAAAGGGCCCAUCCAGAAUAGGGGCUGCACAGAUAUUGUUUGCUGCAUCCUUUUCAUUUUAGCUGUGUUGGGCUACGUUGCAGUGGGCAUUGUUGCCUGGUCCCAGGGUGACCCCAGAAAGGUGAUUUACCCCACAGACAGUAUGGGGCAGUUCUGUGGACAGGCCGGAACCCCUGUAGCGAAUAAACCCUACCUGUUUUACUUCAACAUCAUGAAGUGUGCCAGUCCCAUGGUGUUACUGGAGUUCCAGUGUCCCACAACACAGCUAUGUGUGGAGAGCUGUCCAAAUAUCUCCACGACGCUGCAUGAUGCCAAGAGAAAAACGGACAGCACUAAGGACCCUAAGCACAUUAAGUACUACCAGUCCUUCUGUAAAGACACACCUAUUACUGGCAUGAGUGUCCCUGCAAUCUUGGCGGAGGGAAUAUGCCCUGCUGCACUGGUAGCGAGCAAACCAUUCGCGCGAAGGUGUAUACCGUCACUUAGCAUGAUUGGCGAAAAACUUGUCAUCGGCAACAGCGAAAGAUUUGACGAUGGACAGGGCUCAAUAAGGAAUGUCAAAGAGUUGGUGCCAGGAAUCAAGAAUGCAACCAUUGUCAUGGAAGCUCGACAGGUGGUCAUGAAGAUUUUCGAAGAUUUCACGAGGUCUUGGUACUGGAUCUUAAUAUGUUUGGCCAUGGCUAUGGUCAUCAGCUUUAUAUUUAUCGUGCUUCUCCGUUUCCUGGCGAAAGUCAUGGUUUGGGUGAUGAUCAUCAUGGUGAUUCUGGUCAUUGCGUACGGUAUUGUCCACUGUUCUGUUGAGUAUGUGAAUCUGAAGAAUAAACCUGGCUCUAACGUGACCCUGCAGGAGCUGGGCUUUCAGGUUGACUUCAGUGUGUACCUACACAUCCAGCAGACAUGGCUAGCUUUCAUUAUCAUCCUGGCCAUCCUUGAGCUUAUCAUCAUACUCCUCCUCAUCUUCCUCAGGAAAAGGAUCGCUAUUGCCAUCGCUCUCAUCGAAGAGGCCAGCAGAGCUAUUGGUCAUGUGAUGUCAUCACUGUUUUACCCCCUGUUGACUUUCCUGCUGGUGGGCGUGGUCAUUGCCUACUGGGCCACAACCGCUGUCUUCUUGUCUACGUCCAAUCAACCCGUGUAUAAGAUAUUCAAUGACUCAGCCUGUGAAUACUCCAGAAACACCUGCCAGCCUGCGAACUAUUCAAUGUCGGAGAUGAAGAAGAAGUGCCCAGACUCUGAGUGUUUAUUCGCCUUCUACGGCGGCGAGACUCCGUACCACAAGUACCUCAUCUUCCUGCAGUUCUAUAACGUCUUCCUCUUCUUCUGGUGUGCAAACUUUGUGACGGCUCUGGGUCAGAUGACUCUGGCCGGCGCCUUUGCCUCGUACUACUGGGCCUUUAGAAAACCCAACGACAUACCAUCCUGCCCCCUCUUCGCAUCUCUGGGUAGAGCCCUCAGGUAUCACACAGGGUCUCUGGCGUUCGGCUCUCUCAUCCUGUCCAUCAUACAGCUUAUCAGGGUUCUGCUGGAAUACCUGGAUCACAAACUCAAAGGAGCGCAGAACAAGUUUGCUAAGUUCCUUCUGUGUUGUCUUAAAUGCUGCUUCUGGUGCCUGGAGAAGUUCAUCAAGUUCCUCAACAGGAAUGCCUACAUCAUGGUGGCCAUAUAUGGUAAAAACUUCUGCACGUCGGCCAGAGAUGCCUUCUUCCUGCUGAUGCGAAAUGUGAUCAGGGUGGCUGUUCUGGACAAAGUGACAGACUUCUUGUUGUUCUUGGGCAAGCUCCUCAUCGUAGGCCUUGUGGGUGUCUUUGCCUUCUUCUUCUUCUCGGGGAGAGUGGAGGCUUUUGAUCCAGCAACUCCUCACCUUAACUACUACUGGGUUCCCAUUCUGACGGUGAUUGUGGGCUCUUACCUCAUAGCUCAUGGUUUCUUCAGCGUUUACGCCAUGUGUGUGGACACACUCUUCCUGUGUUUCUUGGAAGAUCUGGAGAGAAAUGACGGUAGUGCCGCAAAACCCUAUCUGAUGCCAGACAGUCUCCUCAAAAUCUUGGAGAAGAAGAGCUCCCGAGAGUGACAUGUUUGUAUGUGUGUGUGUGUGUGUGUGUGUUCAGAGCCAUGCUGCAGUCUGCACUCACUGAUAAUCAUUAUAUCAUCCUAUGCAAAGUGUCUUGAGAGUAGGGACAUGGGGGGACAGACACCCUCCUGCUUUUAGACUGUGACGCUCAAAGCCAUUAAGUGCCUGAGUGACAUCCUGCCAAAGAUGCCAGCCGACAUCUGCAAUCAACAUAUCAGGAACCUAUAGUUCAUUUUGUGUCAACACCUGGUUUCUUAGACUGAGCUAAAGUCCAUUCUUUAGCAAAGUGCUAACCUAGUCCAAGCCCUCAGUACUAACCUGGUCCAAAUAUAUAUAUAUAUAUUUGGACUUUUUUCUGUCUCUUAAAAUGGGGAAUUUUUGCCAUGUUUUGUGAAAUUGGGAAUAGUAUUUUAGGAUGGACUGAGCAGGAUGACGGUGAAUGUUAAAAUGAAAAUUUUUAUUGACUGUUGCAAUGUUUUCUUGGCAUUUUUAUACUACUGUGUGUUACAUAUUUAGGUUUUGUCUCUGCACAGACUGUAUUAAUCAAAAUAAGGGACACAUUUUUUAGGUCUAUCUUUUCUACUGCUCUUUUUUUCCAUGUUUUGUCCUGCACUCCUAAAGCCAUAUUUUUUCUUUAUAUUAGAUUACACUACUGUUAGAUAACAUGCCUGCCAAAUAACAUGAAAGAUGUUCUUGCUAUUCUUGUUUGUUUUGAU